GUCACGAGUCACCUCACCACCAGGGCGAUCAGUGAGUCGCUCACUUUCCCUCGCGUCUCGUGCUUCACUUCCCCGCAUCUCCUCGUCGCCCUGGUCGCUACUACCGCCGCACUUGCAGGAUCCGUCAGUGCUCGCACCCGAUCAUGCCGGCGCGCCGGUUGUUGGAAAUAGAGCCCCCAGGCCCUUUUCGUUAUAUUCUGGGCGCGGCGCUGAUGCUGGUGGGGGUCGUGCUGCCGCUCACGUAUUUCAUGUUCCGAUCCAAGCGAACUCCGCCUCCUUCGUUCAAGCAGACGUUUUAGCCCGUCAACCAUUCCGACACCAGACCAGAUCUGCCCAUCCGUUCACUCUCGAGCUCUCCUUAAAACCAGCUGUCAGAUCAGGCUGUCGUUCCGGUUAGGUUUGGGAAUCGCAGCCGCCGUUUGUUGCUGACCUCAGCAACCGAUCAUGGCUCGUCUGCUGGGUGCUAGACCCCUGCCGCCGCUGCUGCGGGUGCUGGUGGCGGUGAUGGUGGUGGGGGCGGGGGUGGCGGGGGUGAGGGCCUGUAUGAGGACCAGGUGGGGACGUACGACUGGUACCAGCAGCGCAUUGGCCGGGCUCGCUUCGCGUCCUUCCUCACCUCCUCGCAGCGCAAGCGCGUGCUCGUUGGCACGGAUAGGAACGUCGUUGCUGCGCUAAACCUCCGGACAGGGGAUAUCGCGUGGCGUCGUGUGCUGGGGGAUGCUGACACCCUCCACGCCCUGGAUAUGGGCGGCCGAUAUCUCAUCACUGUAUCCGGCACCAAGAUGGCAGCAGUGAGGGCGUGGGCGGUACCCGAUGGCGCCCUUGCAUGGGAGACCGCCCUACUGCUGCCUUCGGCUGCUGCUUCGACAGGAGGGGCUGUGACUGCUAGUUUCAUCACCAUUUCGGCCCCUGAUGCGCCUUCCACAGACCGAGUGGUUGUCUUACUUGGGGCAGCAUCAGCAGCAGCAGCAGCAGCAGGGUCCAACCCAGCAGCAGCAGCAUCUGCCGUGCAUUGCUUGUCAGCUGCUACUGGUGAAGUGCUCUGGUCAGCCGCCCUGCCCACACCAGCGCACAGCAUCUCCCUCCUCCCCCACGGUUCUAUCCUCCUCACUGCCCUCUCCCCUGACCUCUCCUUCUCCCUCACCACCCUCGAUGCCGCCUCGGGAAAGGUCACUGCCUCUGCUUCCUCUCCUCCUUCCUCCUCCUCCUCCGUUUCCUCCUCUUCCUCUUCCUCUUCCUCUGCUCCGAUUCCUGGUCCUGCUGCUGCCUAUGUCACUGCUACAGGCACUGCUGUUGCUGUGGAUUCUGUGUCUGGUAACGUCCUCACUGCUGUGCUGGUUACAUCUGCUACAGCAGAUGCCACAGUGGGCGCUACAGUGGGUGCUACAACUGAUGCUACAGUGCACGUGCGCAGUACGCCCCUCGCCUCUCUCCUACCCAAGGAGCACUACCAGUCGGGAUCUUCAGCUACAGUGGUGCCAGAGAAGGCUCCAGGAAGCUUCGUCUGGCUGUCAGUGCCUGGAGCUGUGUUCCUCCUGUCAGCAGGGGGAGCAGGACAGGCUGAGUCAGCGGGACAGAUGUCACUCGUUGAUUCGUUCCCUGGAGUGAGCGCUGUUAGUGCGAGUGUUGUGGGAGGAGCAGCAGGGGCAGGAGGAGGAGGAGAGGGAAGGGAAGGGGGGGAGUAUCACUCUGGUCUCGUGGGAUCGCAAGGUGGUGGCGAUUCCCUGAAGUUUAACAUCAAGGUUCACCAGCUGCUUCCUUCCUCCUCCUCCUCCUCCGCCUCUCUCCUCUCUGACUCUGUCACUGUUCCUUCUCACCGGGGACCACCGGCUCAAGUCUUCCUCAACGCCUAUGCUAGGGCAGCAGGGGCAGGGGGGGCGGGACGGGGCAAGAGUGAGAGGGCAGGAGGGGCGGGUGAGGGGAAGGCGAGUGCGUUUGGGUUCAGGCUGCUGGUGGUCGGGGAGGAUGACUCACUGUCUCUGCUGCAGCAGGGUGAGGUAGUGUGGGAGAGGGAAGAAGCUCUGGCGUCAGUAGUGGCAGUGUCCGUGGCAGAGCUGCCGGAGGAGGAGGAGGAGCUGUCAGUGGCAGCAGUGGAGCACGACUUGUACGAGUGGGCACAUACACACCUGUUGAGGGCCAAGGCGUCCCUCAAUCUCGCCUCAGCUGACGAGCAAGCCCUGGUGCACCGCCUGCGCACCGCCUCACCUGAAAAGGUCCGGCCUUUCCGGGAUAGGAACGGGUUCCGCCGCAUUCUCCUGCUGCUGACCGCGCCAGGUGGGGGCAACAGAGCGUCAGGUGGAAACAGCAGAGGGUCAGGUGGGAAGCUGUUUGCGCUGCAUUCUGGAGAUGGCCGAGUGCUGUGGGCUGCUGCACUUCCGUCAGGUGGUUCUGCAGUUGGAUUGGGCGCGUCUGUGUUUUCACCUGAAGCUAUGGUCCUGUGGAGGGACCCCCACCGCAUGUCACCUGACCAAACACCUGAAGCUCUGGUGCUGCAGAUUCGGCAGCAGGCACAGAAGCAGCAAGAGGGGGGAGAUAAGGAGGUGGCACAUGCUGCGUUAGUGACUGUAGUGAACGGACACACGGGGGAUGUGCUUGAAUCGAAGGGUCUGCCUUUCGUCCCCCGGCUCGUGGUUCCCCUGCCCCUGGUAGGGAAAGACGAGAGGCGGCUGGUGAUGCUCGUGGAGAAGGGUGAGAAGGAAGCGGAGGACAGGAAGGAGAGAGGAUGGUAUCAGCCCGUGCACGUGCAUGUGUUCCCAGGGACGGAGGAGGCGAGGGGGUUAUUCGAGGGGCACAAGAAGGAGGUGUUCUUCUAUCUGGUGGAUGCUGUAACGGGGGCAGUGGAGGGGUAUAGCAUUGGAGAGAGGGUGGAGGAGGAGGGUAGCAGUGGCAGCGGUGGGAGCGGUGGUGGGAGGGACGAUGGUGGGAGGUUGGGUAGGGGCGUGGUGUAUGGAGCAGUGUUGGUGUGGAGGGUGGUGCUGCCUGCUGACUCGGAGGUCAUUUCAGCCGUUGCUGCACCUAAGAGGGAAGAGUCCCAGAACACGCAAGUGCGUGUGCUGGGCGACCGCAGUGUGCAGUUCAAGCUGCUUUCCAAGAACCUUCUCUUUCUCGCCACAACCACACCCGCUGCUGCCCCUGCUUCCGCUGCUGGGGGCACCGGAACAGGGGGAGCAGGGGAGGGAGGGGAGGAGGGGGGCGCGGUGGUGGUGUACUUGAUAGACACGGUGGGAGGGGCAGUGGUGGAGAGGGUUGUUCACAAGGGCAUGCAGGGGCCGGUUCUCGCGGUAAUGGCAGAGAACUGGGUGGUAUACCACUACUUCAACCCUGCGGCCUCUCGCCACGAAGUAUCCACUAUAGAGCUCCUCGACUCCUCUCUUAAGGACGUCCCCGUUAUAGAGUACCUCAAAUACGGGCUCAGCAUCCCAGGGGCGUCCAAUCUCACCGCCCCGCUUUCCGCAGAGGAAAUUCCCUGGGAGAGGGUGAAGCGGCUGAGGCAGAGUUACUACUUCCCCUAUGCGUUGAAGUGUAUUUCGGUGACUUCCACCCUCGCGGGGAUUACCAACAAGCAUGUGCUGUUUGGCACGGCUCUUGACCAGGUGCUCGCCCUUGACCGUCGCUUCCUGGACCCCCGCAGGGUGCCCGAGCCGUCGCAGCAGGACAAGGAGGCGGGCAUCAUGCCGUACAGCGACUCGCUGCCCGCGCCGGGACAGGCCUAUCUCACCCAUCGCUACCGCGUUGAAGGCUUGAAGCACAUCAUCUCUGUCCCCACGCGCCUUGAAUCAACGACUCUUGUGCUUUCUUACGGCAUGGACGUCUUCUUUGUGCGCACGGCCCCGUCUCGGGUGUUUGACUCGCUGGGGGAGGAUUUCAGCUUCGCGCUGCUGCUGGGCACCAUUGCUGUGCUCUCGAUCGCGAUCUUGGUGACCUUUGGUUUAUCGAGGAAGCAGGAGCUCAAGCAGAGGUGGAAGUGAGGGAUAGGGGGAUGAGGGGAAUUUGUGGACGGGGAGAUGAGACACUCGGCUUUGCAAGGCCGAAUUGCGAGUGUUUGACUCGCUGGGGGAGGACUUGAGCUUCGCGCUGCUGCUGGCCACCACCGCUGUGCUCUCCAUUGCCAUUCUGGUGACAUUUGCUCUGUCCAGAAAGCAGGAGCUGAAGCAGCGGUGGAAGUGAGGGGUAGGUGUGGGGGGGUGUGGGGAGGAGGUGGUAAGUUUCUGACUCAGAGGACUUCAGCUUCGCGCUGCUGCUGGGCACCAUUGCUGUGCUCUCCAUUGCCAUUCUGGUGACAUUUGGUCUCUCUCGCAAGCAGGAGCUGAAGCUGCAGUGGAAGUGAGGGGGGGGAGGGGAAUCUGUGGGAGAAAAGUGAGAAAUUUGGCAUUGCAGGGCCGCAUUGCUAGUGCUUGGCUCACUUGGGGAGGACUUGGGCUUUGCGCUGCUACUGUGAACCAUUGCUAUGCUGGCUGUUGUGAUUCUUGUGACCCAUGGUCUCUCUCUCGCAUAACCAGGGGCUGAAGCAGAGGUGGAUUGAGUGAGGGGGUUGUGUGUGGGGCGGCCGAGGCUUUGCUGUGCUGCUGGGCACCAUUGCUGUGCUGCUGGGCACCAUUGCUGUGCUGCCGGGCACCAUUGUUGCUAUUCUGGUGACCUCCGGUGACCGGUCUGUCUCGAAAGCAGGAGCCGAAGCAGCUGUGGAAGUGAGUGGUAGGGGAUGUGAGGAAAAAUCUGGGGGAGUGUGGAGGAUGGGUAGAAACGAAAGGACUGGAGGUUUUUCCCUCCGGGCUAAGUAGUCUAUUUUUUAGGCGCCUCAAGAAUAGAUUCCCCCCUCUGGGCUAGGUAGCUGUGCUUUAGAUUACCUAGCUGUUGACAUUGUGUGUGUCUCUGGCAAUACUACAUUUUACCCAGUCA
This is a messenger RNA of Closterium sp. NIES-67, 4896 nucleotides long. Lineage: Eukaryota; Viridiplantae; Streptophyta; Zygnematophyceae; Desmidiales; Closteriaceae. The record is from the annotation of a GenBank genome assembly.